Molecule: messenger RNA, 387 nt
Organism: Ichthyophthirius multifiliis
Lineage: Eukaryota; Ciliophora; Oligohymenophorea; Hymenostomatida
Exons: 4
Source: RefSeq, a predicted model, not a curated record
AUGAGGAUUAAAAGACAUUUUCGAUAUAUUUUUUCAUGGUAUCCUUAAAGAGUUGGAUUUAAAUUUUGGAGAAAAACAUGGCCUGAAUAAUGCUAUUAUGUAGUUAAAGAUAUGAAAUUAAAAGAUUGGGGACAUGGUAGAGCAUUUGGUAUUUUAUAUUGGAAAGGAAUUUAGUAAAAUAAUACACCUGUAAGGAUUAGAAACGGUAAUAAAAGAGGAAUUUGGAGAUAUGAUAUAAAUAAUGCCAAAGCAACUUUAGAUAAUGGUUUACAUUAUAGUACUUAAGAAUUAUUAGCAUAUAAAAACAGCAGAUCAUAUAAAAUUAAUUCAGAAAUAUAAAAAUAAUAGGAAUAAUAAUAAGAAGAAGAAACACAAGAAGAAAAAUGA